Dalotia coriaria is the source of this 1163-nucleotide messenger RNA. It is a transcript of the gene alc, whose product is annotated as 5'-AMP-activated protein kinase subunit beta-1. Gene Ontology annotation, cellular component: cytoplasm; nucleotide-activated protein kinase complex; nucleus. Gene Ontology annotation, biological process: signal transduction. NCBI's taxonomy places the organism in Eukaryota, Metazoa, Arthropoda, Insecta, Coleoptera, Staphylinidae. Gene Ontology annotation, molecular function: protein kinase binding. The record is from RefSeq and is a predicted model, not a curated record.
GUUUGUCACCUCACUGGUUGAUGAAUCAAAUGAACUGCGUUGUGAUCAAGCUCAGAUGUUCGUGUCAACACUGAACGAAUAAAGCAACACUAAUUGUAUUUACAUAAUGUAAUUGGGCAGUAAGUAGAUCGCGAAUAAAUUCAUGCGUUACAUUUAAUAGACAUUCGAGAAACAUGGGUAACGCUGGAACUUCUGGACAACGCGAACGGCCUAAGCAUGGCGAGGUAGUGCCAUCUUCACCUUUUAAAGAUGAGAAUCAAGCAUUUACCUUCGAAAAACCAGAGCAUAAGCUGGUCCUCCAGAGCUCACAGGACGACGAGGAGCCACCAACAAUUACUAAGCCAUCGUCACGUGAACCACCUCAUGAGAUUAUCAGACCCAGAGCAAAUACAAUUUCUGAAGGUACACAGAUAAAUACCAGCAACAAAACACCCACGAUGUUCCGCUGGGAGGGCGGCGGAAAUGAAGUGUUUAUCUGUGGGACAUUCACUGAAUGGAAAACCAUACCAAUGGUAAAGAGUCAUGGCAACUUUAUGACAAUUAUAGAUCUGCCCGAAGGAGAGCAUCAGUUCAAGUACUAUGUUGAUGGGGAGUGGAAGAAUGAUGCAGCAACCAAAGUCAUAGAAGAUGACAUUGGAGAAAAGAACAAUCUGAUAUCUGUGAGGAAGUCUGUUGAAGUGUUUCAAGCUUUGGAUAAAGACAGUGAGAAUUCCGGAAAUGAUCUACAGAAAGAGUAUUCUCAAGAGAUUCCUGUUAGUAAGCCUUGGGAGAAAGUACCAGGGCCACCUAUAUUACCACCACAUUUGUUACAAGUUAUUCUCAAUAAAGAUACACCAUUAUCUUGUGAGCCGACACUACUCCCGGAACCCAAUCAUGUGAUGCUGAACCAUUUAUAUGCUUUGUCAAUUAAAGAUGGUGUAAUGGUUCUGAGUGCGACACACAGAUACCGAAAGAAGUAUGUUACCACGCUACUGUACAAACCGAUUGCAACAUAGAGCAUAGAAGCACAAAUCUGCUAUUUAACCUUUAAUCGAAAUCAAAGAAUUUUAUUUUUAAAUCUGUUUCUAUGGGUUUGUAAUUCAUUCAGAUUUAAACUAGGUUUUUAAGAUGUAUGGGCACCUGUAUUGGUGGAUGAUGUGAAAUAACAUGAUAAUCUAAGUCUA